Molecule: messenger RNA, 9510 nt
Organism: Anastrepha ludens (Mexican fruit fly)
Lineage: Eukaryota; Metazoa; Arthropoda; Insecta; Diptera; Tephritidae
Gene: Ggamma30A
Product: guanine nucleotide-binding protein subunit gamma-e
Exons: 3
Coding region: 712-930 (72 amino acids)
Biological process (GO): phospholipase C-activating G protein-coupled receptor signaling pathway; sensory perception of taste
Cellular component (GO): heterotrimeric G-protein complex
Molecular function (GO): G-protein beta-subunit binding
Source: RefSeq, a predicted model, not a curated record
UUAACAGUGGUACAGCAGUAAUAGUUGUGGUGUUGUUGAUAACACUGUGCAAGUGUUGGUGCGCAACAGUCGUCGCCAGUUAGCCAUCUGGUAAUCCAGCAACGGUCUGUGCUAGUGACACUUCUGCAGCAGCAGCACCAGCGUUAGAAGCAGCAUCAGUGCAAGUGGCAGCAAUGCAAUUCUUCGUUUAAAACAGAAGCAGCAGCAAUUCGUAAUUCCGUUAUUUACGACAUUCGCCGUCGUCAUCAGUACCGUCGUAGUUGGUGAAAUGACAGUUUUCGUGGCUCGUCUUAAUUUGUGUGUAAUCAGUCGUUCGGUUAUUCGGUUGUUCGGUCGGUAUUAGUUGUGAGCCGCCAAGUGAUGAGCUCGUGUUGCUAAUUUAAUUUUCAUUUCGCUAAGCGUACUAAAUUACAUUUUUCCACAUACUAAUAUGUUUUUAUUAAAUUAACUGUACAUACCGCAUCGACUCGUGUGUCAUUUCGUGUGAUUGGAAACAGUUUUCGGUUGGCCAUAUUACUGUUUGCUUAACGGUGUUUAACUGCUGCAAGAUAACGGUGUUAUUACAUUCGGAUUUCGGACAACAGCUGCUAGAUCUCAUAUUUUUAGUAUAGUAAGCAGAGAACGAUUUUGGCGCGCUUUCUUUGUGGAAAGAACCACAUAAUAUUUUAAUUUGGAUUGGUUGGGGUGGUAUGUGGAUAGAUUUUAGCCGCCAUGGAUCCCAGUGCUCUACAAAACAUGGAUCGGGACGCAUUAAAGAAGCAAAUCGAGAACAUGAAAUAUCAGGCAUCGAUGGAGCGAUGGCCGUUAUCUAAAAGUAUUGCAGAAAUGCGGUCUUUUAUCGAAGAGAAUGAGAAGAACGACCCCCUAAUAAAUGCCCCGGAUAAAAAGAAUAAUCCGUGGGCUGAAAAGGGAAAAUGCGUUCUUAUGUAAUAUUAUCGUAAACCACAACAGUACCAUACCAACAUUCAUAAGUAUCCCAUUUAUUACUACAAUAACCACAGUAAUAUCAAUAACCAAACUAAUAACACUACUUAUAUUAAAAACAAUAGAAGCAAAACAAAUGUUAAUAAGAAGAAAGCUAAACCACAACAACCGCUAGAACAACCACCAAACGCAAGGAAUAACAAUAGCAAUAGCAGCAAAAAGAUGCCAAAACAGCAACAGCCAAACAGUUGCAACAUCAGAAACUCUUAUGACUCGAGAAAAGAAGAACAAGCUGAUUGUAGCAAUUCCCUAGAUCCACAAAAUCUGUAUAUACAUCAGCACGAAAAUCAAGUAACAUUAGAAGAAGAUGUGGAAACUGAAGACGGUAGUGACGGCGAGGAAAGUGAAGCCGGUGAACAUAUGGCAAACGCGGAUAAUGUAACGUUGUGUUACAAUAAUAAUUACUAUAACAACAACAAUAAUUACUACUACCACUAUUGCAACUUGAAUUAUAACCAACACCUAAACGAACAGUCCCAGUCCAAAACACAUUUGCUGAUACGUCAGCUAAAACGACGCACUGUACAAGAAAUUCUGCAGCGUCCAUUCCUUAUCCAAAUAGUCGCUCUUUUCAUGUGGUUCCACGGCAAAUUCUGGCAAUUCUACUACGAAACAUUGACACGAAGAUUGCAGUAAAGGCAGAAAAUUGAAUUACAUAUUGGAAGAAUAACAAUGCAAAAUUAAAAAAACGUAUGUAAGUAUAUGCGUAGCACGGACAUUUGUUGAUAUCUGAAAUCGACACCAUUUACUGCUGCAACAAAACUCUAAACUUUAAUAUAGAGGAAUCUAUUUCAACUCUUAAAAGGAGUCUAGCAAAAGGAAAGAACCUAAGCAUUUCUUCUUGAUAACAUAAUAUUGGACGUUCUUGUGGAUGUUAGCAAUCUGUAAUAGCUCAGAGGCAGAUUCGGAUGGACACCAUAAUUAUAUUUAGUUUUAAAGCGUUUUCCCAUACUACUGUAUUUACCAACAAAACUUAACUUAAUGCGCGUACUUCAAAAGUCACAAUUUAAAAAACAGGAGUAGUAAAUGCAUAUGCCAAACGAUAAUAAGAACAAAUCGUUUGAAACUAAGAACUAAGAGUAAAAUACAAUAUAUUAAAUUUACUUAUUUGCAUUCCAUUCAUACUUACAAUACUUAUAUUGAACACAAUAAAAUGAGUAAAGAAUUGCUGCGUGCAAUCUGAUAUACAAAAAGUAGUGUAAAAAUUAUAAAAUAAGAACUAACACAGUAAUAACUGCUAAAUAUUAGAUACUCUCUAGUGACUUCAUUGGUAGGAUUUUUCCAAAAAGUCAUUGCCAUUAACAUUAUUAGCAUUUGGUAGUUGUUGAUUUGAACUAUUACUUUUUGGUAUGUAACUAUUUAAGUUGUAAAAGCUUUCAAACCAUAUUUCUUAGUGCUUUGUUGUGCUUUCGAAGAAUUCAUUUUCACAUUCUGGUUUUUGUAACUUUAAUUUCAAUUGUAUGUACGCAAGCAUUUUUUUAUUACACGCUCUCUUUAUUUUGCAUCACCAUCACCCGCCAUAUUCUCUUCUAACUAAAUAAAAACUUUGCGACACUUUUGAUUUCCCAAUACUCGUCAAGUGUCAUUAUUUUGGUCAAAAUAUACCCCUAACUUAACAAUAACAAACCACCAUUAAUUCAACCUAGUCGACUACAAAAUUACAUUUUGUAGUAAAAACAUAAAUGGGUACGUGUAAUGUUGUAGCUACUAAAGAUACUUUACAGAAACUUAUAUUCAAAAUAAUGCGAUUACUAUUGUAAAGCUGUUUAUAGCAAAACACAAAAGAGACAACCCAGAUCCCACCCUAUCUAUCUAGCAAAAUUAAUAAAAUAAAAUAAAAUAAAGUACAUACAUAUAUUGUUAUAAGUAGUAAAUGCAGCGGGAAUCAAGAAAACACUUUUUGAUAUAAACAUCGACCUUUAAAGGUACAAAAAGCAUCACAAAAUACUCUAAACUUAUCCACUGUAAUUAUUUUUUUCAUUAAUGCAAACCUCGUAUAAGCGAAAAACUAAGUUGUUUAACUAAACGAAGCGUUCAAAGUGUGAAGUACAUACAAAUGUAUGUAUAUCAGAACUGUUACUUUGAGGAUAUAAAACUUUUGUUAGUACUAUUACGAAGUUUUACCCGAUCACAGCAGGUUCUAAAACGAACCAAACUAACAAAUAUCAACAAAAAGCAAAUAAUACGUGUUCACUAUAAGCAAACACAAAGGCAAAAACUAAUCAAUACCUGGCCCCGUAAAAAUCAUUAGCCAAAUUAAGUCCAAAAGUGUUGAAAUAUUUAUAGAAGAAUGCUACGAAUUUUAAAAUUCAAAAUUUUAUAUGAAUGCAAAACUGCGAUAACUGCGAUAUAAUCUACUAAAUUAAUGCAAGAAAAAGAAACUAUAUGCAUUUUAAUUUACUUUUUAUGUGCCUAUCAACAAACCGAAAAGUAGAAAUUACACACAAAGAAGUGUUAAUUACUCAAAUAUUUUAUAAGCAGUUCAGCGAACAAGGUGUAUAAUAUUGUAUUAUUCGUUAGACUACUUUAUUAUGUUAAAAUUAGUCAUUUAGUGACAGAGACCCAGUCUCACUCAGACUCAGUGAUAGGAGAACUCAACCCUUUCGUCCAGUCAAUCUAGUUUUUCAAUUGGGACAUGCCUGCGUAUGUCUCUGCCCAAUUCUAAUUUUUCUCGUUUUUCAUUGCUUCAAUAGUUCAUAACUAAGGAUUUAAAUUUGCGAAGAAAAGUUCUUUCUAGGACUAUUUCACAAAUACUGUUCGUAUUGCUUCAUUCACAAGAUUCACAAAUUAACUAAAAUAACCACGUAGUGUCUAUUCAAUUAAUUAGUAUUUUUUUUAAAUGCUGAUAAUAUGUAACUUAUUUCAGACUUUAUACAAAUUGUCAUUUUUGGGACAAUUCUUUCUUAAGUCAAAUCAUAAGGCCAAGUACAAAACCAAAUAUAUGUAGCCAAUUAUGUGGCUGCUUAAGCAAGCAGAGCUAUUCAAACAUUUGAUGGCGCAUAUUACCAAAACGUAUUUCGUACAGAUACAGAUCUACUUCAGCGUGGCGCUUUUUCCAUUGCGAUUUUGCAUUUAUACUGCAAAAAACGCAAAUUAGUCCUGCAUUUUAAUGACAUUUAUGCGUUACAAAAGAAACUAUUGAGUUAAGUUUACAAUAUCACUACAAAAAGUACUAAUCAGUAGCUGAACUCAUAUUAAAUUAUCGAGACAACUAGAAAUUAAUUAUAUACAAAAUCCACUGAAACCAAAAGGUAUACAUGUUUAAGGUUUAUCGAACUGGACCGAAGGAAGUAUUAACAAAGAAAUGCUAGAAACUAUAGAAAAUAAUUAUUUAAACUUGUAGAGAAUUAUGUAUAUUAUACGAGCAUGUAUCAUUAUAUAUUAAUACAUAUUUAUAUUAUUACUAAUUAUUACGAUGAGUAUGAUUAGAUACCACAGCAGUUAUUGAAAACAGCAUUAUUUCAAAAGUAGACUAAUUAAAUUAUUUGAAUUAUUGAAAAAGUAGUAAACUAUUAGAUCAGCUUAUUUAAUAUUUAGAUUUUUUCGUUUAAACAUAAAAAAUUAUAAAAAAGCUAAAUCAACAUGAACGGAAGCGUACGCGCGAUAGAGAGAAUAACAGAAAAAAGCUGAUUUUCUAAAAUAACAAAAGAAAAAUUAACUAAGUUGAAAAACCAACCAACAAAUGAGUAAAUAAUAUACAUACAUAUAUACAAAAUAUAAAAGGAGUUGUCCUUCUGGUAUAUAAAUACACACUAAGAGAUAUUUUAAUAAUUUUAAAAAUAUCAAUUUAGAGUAAAUGCCUACCACCACUUAUUAGUUUGCAUGCUAAACAAAAUAUUAAGUUAACUCAGAUAAAUACAAACAAACCAGAUUAGAUCAAAAAGUGAACACCACCAGAGAGAAAAAAUUUUUAAUGUGCACAGAAAUUAAUAAACUAUUUUACUUUUAACUAGUUCGAGAAAACAGUUGCGGCUAAUGCGAAAAAUACCUAAUUCAAACUAAAAUAUUCAAACACUUUCCAAAAACACUCCCAAACGAAACACUCAUUCAAACGAGUAAAAAAGCUAGAACAUAUUAAAUGUUUUCAGCUCUCAUCAGCAUUUUACCAUUUCAUAAAUUUAAAAUUGAACAUAAAAUGCUGAAAGAUUUUUAAGCUUAAGUUCCAAAUGAAGUUAUAUGAAAAUAAGUUGGUAUGUUAAGAGUAAACGCAAAUGUGGUAGGAAAAAUAAACAAAUACAACUGCAAUUAAAAACUCAAAUAAUACCUAGCGUAGCUAAAACAAAGAUGUUACAAUGUCCUAAUACAAUUUCACAACAACAACACAAGAAAAGAGUCGUCAUAAUCUUAAGUCUAUAAAAAAAAACAAAUACAAAAUAACCAUUAGAUUCACAAGAGCAGUAAGAUAAUAUAAAAUAAACAUAACAAAAACGUAUUAUAAAUGGACUUGAGUUCGUAACUAUAACGGUACAUAAAAUAUAUGUAACAAAUGCACUCAUGCCAAAAUAUAACUGAAUAUUUAAUUAGAAAAUCUAGUAACAUUUUUGAGACAACCCAAUAGAGGUACCGCAACAUGAGGAUGAAAAGGAACACAAACUGAUGGAGAAUUUAUUAUUGGGCGUUACACACCAGCCAUUGGAAACCAUCAUCAACAGAUUUUAUGAAACUGUCAAUACUUGCGCUUAAGGUGAUGAAAGAACCCAACAGUAUGGAAGAGCAGACUGGAAGCGGUUGAAGCUGCCGCAGUUUGGAAUGUGUUAGGAUCAUUUCAAAUACAUUAUGAUAAAAUGGCUGAUUUAAAGAUUUAGUGAACAAUUUUGAAUGCGUUAAAAAUGACUUUUGAAUCGAGUUAUUUUCUUGAAGUAUGUCAUUUUAUAUUGGAUAAUCUGUAUAUGAAAAAAUACAUAAACACAAAACAUUUAAUUUUAUUUAGGAGCAAAAUCCCACAAAACAUCGCCAAAGUUAAAGCAAACAACCACAAUUUCAAUAAAUAUUAAUGGAAAUUUAGUUAUAAGUAGUAAAAAACUAUGUUGAUUAAGUAUUUACAUUAAUAUUUAAGAUUUACACAUAAAAAUGUUAUAAAAGACCAAAUCAUGUGGAUAAUACUGGCAAGAACAAUAGUAAAAUCUAAAAUUGAUCUAGGGAUAUGAGAGAAAAAAAAUUCGCAUCGAUAAUUUAACGGUAAGUAAAAAACAUUGCAAAUUUCAGCCAACAAUUAACUGAAAAAUCAGAAGCUGAUAGACCUUUCGCUGCGUAGCUUUUAAGCACAAGAAACAACGGCUCUUAAGCUGAAAAAAUAAAAAUGCAGACCAUAUAAAACGAGUCUGGUAAUGAAGGUGGUCUAGAUAAUAGUAGCCAAUAAAAAGCGGGAGAUAGGGUGAACAAAUCAAAAUCAAUGCUCAGUUAAAGAAGUUAAGUAAGGGAUAGUGUGAAAUUCAAGUUCAACUGUGUAGAGAAAGAAAUCAUUGAAGUUACGAUAGUUUGAAAUGUUACUGAAAAGAAAUAAAUGUAGUUAAAUAUUAAGCAAGCACAAUUAUAAUAUAAAAAAUAAGAAUAAAAAAGCAAAGUGCUUUAAAUUAAUGCAGGAGGAGAGAGCUGAGAGUAUAAAGAAAGCUUUUGCGAACAAAAAACUGCCAAAGCACCAAUUUAAACUAAAAAAGUAAAGUUUUCAAUAGAAAAAAAGAGUCAAUGAAAAUUAAUUAAAAAUUAUUGUCUUGAAUAGUAAAAAGAUUACACUUGAUAAGAAUGUAGUACAUCGUACUUCUUAGAGCUAUACACUCUGAGCUUUUAAAGUAAGUUAAAAAGCAUUUAGUACUUUCAAAGCUUCCCGCGGCUUUAAAGCAUUUGAUGUAAUUGUAACUCAACUUUUGAAGCAAAGACAGUGUGUCAGUUUAAGUCGUUUGUCGAGGUAUGCUGGCUAGGUUAUAAAGUUUUCAAUUCUUACAAGAUACCGAAAUAUUAAAAUUAAGUUAAAAUUAAACAUUUCAAUGUUAAUUAAUGAAUAAGCUGCAUACUUCAGCUAUUCAAAAAAAUAUUUCACUGCAAUCAAAACAUAUUAGUAUAAUAAAGUAAGAAAAUUAGUAAAGAAACGUACAUUUUAAUCUUAUAUAAGCACUUUGCUGUUUUAUAGACAUGAAAAAAACAAAUAACCGAAAUAUUAAAAUUGAAUGGUAUUAUUUAAAUUUCACGUAAGUUUUAAAAUAAAGCUUAAUUACAACACAACAGCUUCAGAAAAAUGCUUUACAAAAGACAUAAUGCCGAAGCAUCAAAACCGCUAUCGUUUUCACAAAGCUUUAAAGUCCAUAGAUGCCUGCUGAAACCUUGAUAAAACCGUAAAAGUAAUAUUAGUAGUGCUGUCAAUCGAAUAAAGGACACUGUUCGGCAAAAUUCAUAUGCGCGCUCUGUCACUGAGCCAGAAUUAAAAAGGCGCAUUGAUGCGGCGUCAGUGGCUUUCGAAUAAUCGCAGCACGAACGUGUGAAAGUUGCGGCACUUAUAUUGAGUGAGUAAGUGGGCCAAACAAGGUCUACCAUUUACAAGAAUUUCACAGAAGCUUCUAAGAGUAUAUACUCGCAUAUUUCUACAUAGCCUUAAAGAUUUAGUUAAAAAAUCGAAAACAACUUUACAUUGACAAGAGUUACACAAUCGCAUAUGAGAAAUGGAAUCUAUAGUUUUUAAAAAAUAUUUAACCCCUAAACUUUUUGUUAACGAAGGCAUGAAAAGAAUUACACAAUCGCAUUUGAGAAAUGGUUUAACAUCUACAGUUCUUCAAAUAUAUUUAACCCCUAAACUUUUUGUGAACAAAACUAAAAAAUUAAAGUAAAGGUAAAAAGUAAUUUAAAUAAUAACACUGUUAAAGAUUUUCAGAAAUUAUAAAACUUUCUAGGCGUUAUUAUCAAAAUAUUACAUUAAAAACAAAUGCCCAUAAAAUUUUGAGUCAUAUGAGGUUUGCAAUAACAACAACAGCGAAUUAAAAGAAUUCAUGCGAAACUCAUCUCAAAAUUUAACCCAGAUUAGCUGUAUUUCAGCUUCAAAUAUCAAAUAUAUUAAAUGCCCUUUCGAAGCAUGGCAAAACCUAGUAAUUUAAUACGGGCUCAUCAUUUGCAAAGCACAUAAGUGUAGAGACAUUCAUUCAAACACGUAGUGGAAAAAUUAUACAAUACUUGUCAAAGUGAAGCCCAUCAAACAUUUAAUGUUUGGUCAAAUAAAAAUUAUAUACCGAUUAGUCAGCGUUCCAAAAAUUAAAAGAAAAUAUAUACAAAAUACAUAAAUCUAAUUAAAGUUAUAUCUAAUAAGAAGAAACAUAAUAAAAUAUUCAGCAUACACAUUUGGAAAAGAAUGGACCACUGAAUGUGGCCUCUUAUCUUGGCAAAGUGUUUGACGGCCGAUGAGCAAAAACUUGCGAAACCACGGCAGGUAGUGCAGGACAGUGAUUGUAGUCGCCGAAUCGUAAAGCCAAUUGUUAGACAGUCAACAACAUGAAAAAGUCGAAGGCCAGUAUGUACACUUAAAAAUAGUUAAGAAAUUAAUAAUUAGUCACGUAAGUUGAUGUUGCAUUCACAAAUUAUAAUACACAAUAUUAUUAACAGAAAAUUAUAAAAUUUACUAACUGCAUUGUGUAACUAUUAACAAAAAGGAAAAUGUAAACUUUUUAAAAUAUUAUAUUCUCAUAUUUAGACACAAAAUAUAAAUUUAUGAUAGCAUGUAAACCCAUACAAUUUGAGUGUCGAAACGCGAAAUAUGUAUAAGCAAAUGGCAUACACUUGCUCGCAUUCGCAUUAGUAGUUGCUUGUACUUUAAGUAUAAUUAAGGAAAUGAUUGAUAUUGAAAGUUGCCCAAUUUACCAAAAUAAACUCGGAAGAGUUGCCUGCAGUCAACAACAGCUCGACUGCAAAACACAACAUUUUGUUUUAUUUGAUUUUUAAUUUAAGAUUUUUUAUUUAGAAUAAUUAAUUAAAAGCAAACAAUCUAUAAAAUAUUUAGUUAAAUAAGUGAAAUUUAAAUUUUAACAAUAAAAACAAAAAUUACUAAACGAAAAGGAAUAUUAGAGAGUACUUCAAGCCAUACAAAUUAUAAAUCGUGAUUAAAAUUAGAAACGAAAAUAUGAACAAAAAUAUUGAGAUAAGAAAAUUUAUAAAGUAUUAGGAAGAAAGCCAAUUUCUUUCUAUGUUAAAAGCGUGCUAAAAAGUAAUACUCAAGAAUUCCCACAGGCCAGUCAGUCUAUAAAAAAUUGAAGUAAGUACGAGAGAUUAAAAUCAGAAGUGAAAGGAAAAUGGGUAAUUCUAUAAAAUAGAGGCUACUAAAGCCAAUUAAAAAACAAACAAUUACUACAAGAAAAACAUAAUAUAGAACUCUGUAACAAAAAAGGUAGAAUCUAAUGAUGAAUAGUAAAAAAAUUUUAACAAAGCAAAAAUGAAGGAUAUUAAAAGGUAAACGAAGUAAAACUUUGCAAACUCCUUAGCGAAGAAUACCCUAUAAAAACUAAAGAACAAAAAAAAAAAAACCAAAAAAAAAACACUUAAAAACAAAAA